AUGUUUAGUUUGAGGGGGCAUGUUGAGAAAAGUAAAGAAUUCCAUGAACCACACGAUGCAGUACUUGCAGAGAUUCAAGAUGUUUCACUCAAAUUGCCAUUAGCUCAAACUUGGGGCCCAUGUGAAGCACAAUCCCGACAACACGUUAAUUCCAUUUCCGUUAUCAAAUCUGCUACAUAUGUUUUUGAUCCCGAGAUUUUAUCCUUCUUUGAGGAGACCUCAUGCGAGCAGCUGUUACUAGGAGAAGGUAUCGUUGGUAAAGCGUUGGGUACAAACCAACCUUGCUUUACUGACAUUAAUGAUUUUCGUAGGACUGAUUAUCCAAUAAGUUCUUAUUACGGCCUGAAUGUUGCCAUGGCAAUACGUCUCCGUAGCACCUACAUGGGACCCACCGAUUUCAUCCUCGAGUUCUUCCGCCCCGCGAUUGCAAAGGAGAUGAAGAACAAAAAAAUAUUCGAAGCUCGAUAA
Molecule: messenger RNA, 468 nt
Organism: Lactuca virosa
Lineage: Eukaryota; Viridiplantae; Streptophyta; Magnoliopsida; Asterales; Asteraceae
Source: the annotation of a GenBank genome assembly